Messenger RNA from Dromaius novaehollandiae (emu), 7208 nucleotides. RefSeq names its product laminin subunit alpha 4 (gene LAMA4). The transcript has 38 exons. Gene Ontology annotation, biological process: cell adhesion; regulation of cell adhesion; regulation of cell migration. Gene Ontology annotation, molecular function: signaling receptor binding. The record is from RefSeq and is a predicted model, not a curated record. Lineage: Eukaryota; Metazoa; Chordata; Aves; Casuariiformes; Dromaiidae. The coding region runs from base 423 to 5906 and encodes 1827 amino acids.
AUGUGAAGGAAGCCAGAGCCCUGAGCACAGCGUCAGUCUGUAUCCUGACAGAGGGAGAUAAGGUGGCUGGGGAGCUAGUGGUGCUUUCCUGGAAUACAAUCUGUGUUUGACACUCUGCUUAAGCACUGCCCAUCUGUAUGUUAUUGAGCUGGAGCCUCUGGGGAAAAAGAGGAGCCACAGGCACAGAGAGUGAACGAGGGAGGCAGCAAAAGCACUUUUCUUCCCUUCUUUUCCUUUUUUUAUUUUUUUUUCUUUUAUAUAAGGAUCUGGUUAGACUGCCUUGAAGUGCCACAUCUGGAAACUGCAUGCUGAAAGAAAGUUAAAAUAACUGAGGCACCACUAAACCAAGGGGGGCUGAUUGCAGAAGAAGGUAAACAAUUACUAAGACGCUAGAAGACGACUGCUGGAUGUGAGGGGAGGAAAUGGCUUUGAACUCUGCCUGGCCCCUCGUUUUUCCUAUAUUAUUCUUUUUGAGAUGCUUCUCCUCCAGCACAGCCUGGAGUGAGGGAGGCGUUUUUCAUUUUGACAUUGAAGGUAGCUCAGCGGUCAGCGCGCAAGAAGUCACUGAUACCAGAGGGCAGCAGCAGUCAGUAGCUACUGGAAGUUGGGUGCCUUUUGCCGAGGGAUGCCAAGAAGGAUUUUACCGUACCAGCUCAGGAAAAUGCUCUCCUUGCAGCUGUAAUGGUAAUGCAAACAGAUGCCUUGAUGGAUCUGGAAUCUGUGUGGACUGCCAGAGAAACACAACAGGAAAGUACUGCGAGCAAUGUCCAGAUGGCUUCAUUGGGGACGUCGUCAGAGGACCGCCCACGUUCUGCCAGCCUUGCCCCUGCCCUGUGCCAGUAGUUGCCAACUUUGCAGUGUCCUGUUACAGAAAAAGUGGAAGUGUGCGCUGUGUCUGUAAGGAAAGCUAUGCAGGACCCAACUGUGAAAGGUGUGCCCCUGGUUACUAUGGAAACCCCUUGCUAAUUGGAAGCACUUGUAAAAAAUGUGACUGCAGUGGCAACUCAGACCCAAACCUGAUUUUUGAAGACUGUGAUGAAGUGACUGGCCAGUGCCGCAACUGCCUGCGCAACACCACAGGGUUCAAGUGUGAACGAUGCGCUCCGGGUUACUAUGGGGAUGCCAGAUUCGCUAAAAACUGUACAGAAUGUAACUGUGGAGGAAGAAUGUGCAACAGCCAAACGGGAGAAUGUCUAGCAGAUAGUCCUGAAGUUUCUACUGGCACAGACUGCCCAACCAUCAGCUGUGAUAAAUGUAUUUGGGAUUUGACUGAUGACAUCCGAUUAGCAGUUCUGGCUAUUGAUGAAAGCAAAUCGACUUUACUGAGCAUUUCUACAGGAGUUGCAGCUCACAAACGCUUGAAUGAUCUCAACCUCACUGCCACCCAUCUCCAGGUUGCAAUGUCCAAAAAAAAGAAUCAUUCUGUACUUUGGACCAUCCAGGUCGAUGAUGUUGCUGCCGAAAUGAAUGAUCUCCUGACAGACACAGCAAUACUCGAUGAACAGGGAAAUAAGGCAUCCAGCAAAGGCCUACUGGUACAGAAGGAAACCAUAGCGACCAACAACCGUGCUACACAGCUUGUGCAACAGCUAAGUAAUAUGAGGGAUAACAUCCAAGAAAUCAGCAGUAAGAUGAAAUACUAUGCAAUUCAACAAGAGCUGAGCCCUGAAGAAAUCGCCCACAAGCUGAAUGUGGCUGAGGGGAUGCUGAAGGAGAUCAAACACCGCAAGCCUUUCACUAAUCAGAGGCAACUUGCAGAUGAGGAGGAAAAUGCAGCAGAAGAAUUGCUACAGCAAGUUGAACAGUUUCAUGAGAGGUACAAUGACACCAGAUCUCUGCUUUCUGAUGUGCUGGAGCAGCUCAGUGAACACGAUAUGAAACUCUCAGACCUGGAGGAGUCGUUAGACCAGGCAUUUGACUACGUUAUUCAAACCCAGGACAUAAACGAGGAAAACAAAGCCAAUCUUCAAGAGCGUGGGAAACAACAUGAGAAAAUAAAAGAGCAAGCAAAUGAAGUGAACAGCAUUCUGCUAAGUGCCACAGCUAUUUUGGCAAGACCACAAAAGAUCAACUCAGAGCUAAGCGAGGUAAUAAAGAAUGCAUCAGGGUUCUACGCAGAAAUAGAUGGAGCAAAAAAGGAAUUGCAAGAAAAACUAGCCAAUCUGUCUCUGUUUGAUGAUGAUUUGGUAGAAAAGGCUAUGCAUCAUGCCCACAACCUAAGAAGACUUGCUGAUGAGCUGGACUGGAAUUUGUAUGGUGUUGAUACAAAUGGGUUGGUACAAAGAGCAAUAAAUGCCUCAAAUGUCUAUGAAAAUAUUGCCAGCUAUAUUGAAGAAGCAAAUAAAGCUGCAUUGUUAGCACUGAACACAACAAACCGGGUCAAUGAUGCUGCAGUGGGAAUUGAUACUCAGAUCAUUUACCACAAAGGUAAAAGUGAAGAACUUCUCAAUCAAGCCUUGGAGCUACAGCAGGCAGCAGAUGCCAGUAAUGAUUUAACCAUUGCAGACACUAGCCAGCACAUUAAUGGAACUUUUGCCAGAAUGAAGGCUCUGCGAAGCCAGCUGAUGAGGGCCAUCACAAAAAUGCAAUCAGCAGAGCCAGCGGAUGCCGGACAACGUGUGGAGCAAGCUAAACUGAAGACUGCAGAGGCAGUAAGUGCUACCAUGACAAUAACACAGGCUACAACACCCAUGGAUGAGAACGUGAGGAUGUGGUCUGAGAACCUGCAGGACUUUAAACACAGUUCAUCUGCAUAUGACAAGGCUGUGCACUCAGCUGGGGAUGCAGUGAAGAAGCUCAUAGAAGUCUUCCCUCAACUCCUGGACAAACUGCACAAAGUAGAAGAGAAGGCACCAGCAAACAAUAUUUCUGCCAGCAUUCAGCGCAUUAGAGAGUUAAUUGCUCAAACCAGGAGCGUAGCAAGCAAGGUCCAAGUCUCUAUGACAUUUGGAGGCCAGUCAGCUGUUGAAGUCAAUCCAAAGAUCAACCUGGAAGAACUGAAGUCUUUCACUUCCAUGAGCUUGUACAUAAAGCUUCAGAAAGACAACCCACAACUGGCAGCAUCUCCAGACAGAUUUGUUUUGUACCUUGGAAACAAAAAUGCAAAAAAUUACAUUGGUCUUGCAAUUAAGAAUGAUAAUCUUGUGUAUAUAUAUAAUUUGGGAGGCCAAGACGUGGAGAUACCACUGGACUCCAAGCCAGUCAGCACCUGGCCUUCUUACUUCAGCAUCAUCAAAAUUGAGAGGAUUGGAAGACAUGGCAAAAUGUUUCUAACUGUGCCCAGUCUUAGCAGCACAGCUGAAGAAAAAUUCAUCAAAAAGGGAGAGGUUCUUGGUCCUGGCUCUCUCCUGAAUUUGGAACCUGAAAAUACUGUGUUCUAUGUUGGUGGAGUACCUGCAAACUUCAAGCUCCCUCCUAGCUUAAACCUACCUGGCUUCAUCGGCUGCCUGGAACUGGCUACCCUGAACGACGAUGUGAUGAGCCUGUACAAUUUCAAGCACAUCUAUAACAUGAACACCACCACAUCGCCACCUUGUGCCAGAAAUAAAUUGGCUUUCACUCAGAGCCGGGCUGUGAGCUAUUUCUUUGAUGGUUCUGGCUAUGCCGUGGCAAGAAACAUCGAGAGACGAGGAAGAUUCAGCCAGGUGACUCGGUUCGACAUAGAAGUUCGAACACCUACAGACAAUGGACUGAUCUUGCUGAUGGUUAAUGGGAGUAUGUUCUUCACUCUAGAGAUGUACAAUGGGUUCUUGUACCUUCGCUAUGACUUUGGCUUCAGUACUGGCCCUGUUCUGCUAGAGGAUUCCAUGAAGAAGGCUCAGAUUAAUGAUGCCAAAUUUCAUGAGAUCUCUAUUAUAUAUCACAAUUCUAAGAAGAUGAUCUUGGUAGUUGACAGGCGACAUAUAAAAAGCAUGGACAAUGAAAGAACAGCAAUGCCAUUCACAGACAUCUACAUUGGAGGAGCGCCUACUGAGAUCUUACAGUCCAGCAUCAGCUCACAUCUGGCAGGAAGUGUUGGCUUUAAAGGCUGCAUGAAGGGUUUCCAGUUCCAAAAGAAGGAUUUCAACCUGUUAGAAGAACCAGGAACCCUUGGAAUCAGCUAUGGGUGCCCAGAGGACUCACUGAUGUCCCGCAAAGCAUAUUUCAAUGGAGAAAGCUUCAUUGCAUCAAGCCAAAAAGUGUCGCUCUUCGGUGAAUUUGAAGGAGGCUUUAAUUUCCGGACAUUACAGCCCAAUGGGUUGCUAUUCUAUUAUUCUGAAGGAUCAGAUGUGUUAUCCAUCUCUAUGGACAGAGGUGCUGUCGUUUUAAAUGCAAGUGGAAUCAAAGUUCAAUCAUCAGACCGAAACUACAAUGAUGGAAAAAACCAUUUUAUCAUUACUUCUGUCACACCAGAAAGAUAUGAGCUGACUGUUGAUGACAAGAAAGAAAGCAAAAAGAAGCCAGCUAAGGACAAAGCAGGGAAAAGCCCUGACAGUGUCAAGAAGUUCUAUUUUGGUGGCUCUCCCCUCAGAACGCAGCAAGCCAACUUCACUGGUUGCAUAAAUAAUGCCUACUUCACUAGGCUGGAUCGAGAGGUUGAGGUGGAAGAUUUCCAGAGGUACUCUGAGAAAGUUCAAACUUCUUUUUAUGGAUGCCCUGUUGAAUCUCCUCCAAUUGCUCUUCUCCAUAAGAAAGGAAAAAACUCAUCAAAAGCCAAAGGAAAUCGUAAUAAAAAGGUGGGAAGAGAUAAAGACAAGAUCUCACAGGCUUCAACUGGCCUCAAAAAACUGUAUCAGGAAGUGAAUAUGCACAGAGACCCUCAGUGCCACUUGACUAUGAAUCCCAAGGCAACCGAACAUGCAUACCAGUUUGGAGGAACAGCAAACAGCCGGCAAGAGUUUGAUCACAUACCAAAAGAUUUCAGUGAAAGAGCUCAGUUCUCUAUCAGUCUGAAAACUCACUCAUCUCAUGGCAUGAUUUUCUACGUCUCCGACCAAAAAGAGACCAACUUCAUGGCCAUUUUCGUUGCUCACGGCCGACUCAUUUUUAUGUUUAAUGCUGGUCAUCAGAAGAUAAGGAUUAAAAGCCAGGAGAAAUACAAUGAUGGUCUUUGGCACAAUGUGAUAUUUACAAGAGGAAAAAAUAUUGGCCGCUUGAUAAUUGAUGGUCUCCGAGUAUCAGAAGAAUCUUUCAGUGGUAGUGCUAAUACUUGGCAAGUCACUGAACCCUUGUAUAUUGGAGGUGUAUCUCCAGGAAAAGCUGUGAAAAAUAUCCAGAUUAAUUCAGUCUACAGUUUUAGUGGUUGUCUCAGCAAUUUACAGCUCAAUGGAAGAUCAAUUACUUCUGCUUCACAGACAUUUAGUGUAACGCCUUGCUUUGAAGGCCCAUCAGAAGCAGGAACAUACUUUUCAUCAGAAGGAGGAUAUGUCGUGCUUGAUGAAUCCUUCAGUUUAGGCCUGAAAUUUGAAGUCGUUUUUGAAAUACGUCCCCGAAGCAGCUCAGGAAUCCUAAUGCAUGGUCACAGCGUGAAUGGGGAGUACUUGAAUAUGCACAUGAAAAAUGGACAGGUUACUGUGAAACUGAAUAAUGGAAUCAGGGAUUUUUCAACUUCAGUGACACUGAAACAGAAUCUCUGCGAUGGCAGAUGGCACCGAAUUGCAGUUAUUAGAGAUGCUAAUGUGGUGCAGCUGGAUGUGGACUCUGAAGUCAACCAUGUGGUAGGGCCACUAAAUCCAAAGGCAAUUGACCACAGGGAGCCAGUGUUUGUUGGAGGUGUGCCAGAGUCUCUGCUAACAUCCAGCCUGACUACACGCAACUCCUUCAUUGGCUGCAUUCGUAACUUCAUGAUUGAUGAAAAACCAGUGAGUUUUAGUAAGGCAGCUUUGGUUAGUGGUGCUGUAAGCAUCAACACAUGUCCAGCAGCCUGAUACUGCAUCGCAUCAACACUGCAACAUUCCUUAGAGCACAGAAUGAAAAAUAAACCAAAAGAAACCAUGUUCUUUUCUUUACCAACGCGGAGAAAAAAAAUGUGAAUAUCUCAAAGAUCCAUCUAGAGAAAGCAGCACAUUUAGGGUCACUUCUAAUGUUUAUAUGCCACCAAAAAUCACUGACAAAUAAAGAACUGUUGUUUCUGCAGUUCCCUUAUUAUACCACAAGAGUGAGCUUUACCAUUUCCUAUAGUAUAUGCAUGGCCAGGCCUACAACACUGUUACAUGAAAAUGUUGGAUUAUAAAAGAAAUGAAAACUAUAUUAAAUAUGUUGCUUUCAAGAUAGAUCCUGUACAUCAUUUCAUUCGAUACCAUAGGCUAUCCUUUGUUUACUAUGAAAAGAUUUGCUAAUGCACAUUAAAGAAUAAAGCUAGAUAAUAGACUUUCAUUGCAACUAACUGUGUUCAAAGAUUUUUCAGUCUUCCAUUCAACUCAUGUAUAUAGUCUCUAAUUAAAAUAGGGAGCAGAGAGGAUACUGAUUAUGUAAGCUUAUAAACAGUGAAAAAUUAAAACACAUUUAAUUCCACUUCUAGCACUUCUAGACUUCGUGGAUAUAUUCUAGCAUUCUAGCACAAUGUGAAGAAAGGACGUAUAUUUUUAAAACGGACACUUUAAUUACAUAACUGACCACUUACCUAAACCAGACAAUUUUAAAACAAUGACUGCUUAAUUUAGUAAGGAGUAGGAGAAAAUUUUAAAUUUCGAAAUUUCAAGUUACUGAUUAUAUUUUUUCUCUAAAUUUAUCAAUACAUUUAUCAUAUAAAUAAAUCAAAGCACCAAAUCCAGAAGCUGAUUGUCAUCUCAUUUGCACUAACAUAGCAAAGUAAGCAUCAAGUGUAGAAAGGCGAAUUAAAGUCACAGUUUCAGCCAAAUCUGUAUCACAUAAAUUAUCACUUUCUUGUGAGACUGCUGCAGGGCUUCAGUUUACUGUAGGGCUUCAGUUUACAGCAAUAAUCCUCAAAUUGGGAACAAACUCCUGUUGAAUGUAUCCUGGAAGAUGCGUGCUGAGGUGAAGCUGGGAGUGAAAUAGGAAGAUGCAAUGAAAAGGCAACGGACUGUAAAUCUGAGCUGUGUUAAAACAGCAGAAGAAGGUGGAUGGAAGUUAAUACCAAGCCUCAGUCCACAGUGGGCCUAAAUGUCAAACAAGCACAGCUCACUUGCAAAACUUGGUCUCUUGAACGACAAGGUAUAAAACAUCAAAGCCAUUCUUUUCUUUUAAGAAUAAACUGUUGUUGCCAGAAA